This is a messenger RNA of Mus caroli (Ryukyu mouse), 2639 nucleotides long. It is a transcript of the gene Uqcc1, whose product is annotated as ubiquinol-cytochrome c reductase complex assembly factor 1. NCBI's taxonomy places the organism in Eukaryota, Metazoa, Chordata, Mammalia, Rodentia, Muridae. Gene Ontology annotation, biological process: mitochondrial respiratory chain complex III assembly. The record is from RefSeq and is a predicted model, not a curated record. Gene Ontology annotation, cellular component: mitochondrion.
GAGGGAUGAUAGCCAGGCCGGGGUGUGUGUAGAGGAAGAACGUGAGCCCUUGUGACGCGCAGCAGGGACUUAAGACCGGCGAGUAGUCUCGCGUCCUGGAACCUCAUUCAGAUCCACGGCAGGAAAACCGCGGGUGCGUAGUGCGACAACUACGCCUGCGCCGCCGCCAGAGCCUGACUACCUUUAGCAAGGGGACAGAGGCUGAGUGGGUGGUGACAAUCGGGAUUCCGGAAGCCCACCUUUCACCCGGAAAUGAUUGUGGAGGAACAUGGCGUUGCUGGUGCGAGUCCUUAGGAACCAGACUAGCAUCUGUCAGUGGGUUCCAGUAUGCAGCCAACUGGUAUCAGUGUCUCCUACCCAAAGACAGUGGAGCAGCACUUCCCAGUGGCUCCAGAAGAAUCAGUCUCGAGUGUGUGUGGGAUCAGAACAGACUGUUGGAACGGACACAGCGCAGAGUAGGAAAUACCAUAACACAAGUAAGUAGCUUCUUACUACCCAAGAUUUCCCGCAGCCUGUUGAAGAGAAGGUCGGUCCCUUCACGAAGAUAAUAGAAGCCAUGGGAUUCACUGGACCUUUGAAAUACAGUAAAUGGAAGAUCAAGAUCGCGGCCCUCCGCAUGUACACGAGCUGCGUGGAGAAGACUGACUUCGAGGAGUUCUUUCUGAGGUGUCAGAUGCCCGAUACAUUCAACUCCUGGUUCCUCAUAACCCUGCUUCACGUCUGGAUGUGUCUAGUCCGAAUGAAGCAGGAAGGCCGGACUGGGAAGUACAUGUGCCGGAUCAUAGUUCAUUUCAUGUGGGAAGAUGUGGAGCAGCGCGGCCGAGUCAUGGGGGUUAAUUCCUAUAUCCUAAAGAAGAACAUGGCCCUCAUGACAAAUAAUUUCUAUGCAGCAAUCUUGGGAUAUGAUGAGGGGAUCCUUUCAGAUGACCAUGGCCUGGCUGCUGCACUCUGGAGAACCUUCUUCAACCAGAAAUGUGAGGACCCUCGACAGCUUGAAUUGCUGGUGGAGUAUGUAAGGAAACAGAUGCAAUACCUGGACUCCAUGAACGGUGAAGAUCUGCUGCUGACAGGGGAAGUGAGAUGGCGCCCUCUGGUGGAGAAGAAUCCACAAAGCAUCUUGAAGCCCCAUGCUCCUACUUACAAUGAUGAGGGCCUUUGAGAGACUGGUCCCUCCAGACAGCUGGCUGGCUGGCUUUGAGGACCCUCCAUGGAAGAAGUGCCUGUUUGCCCCAGGACCCUGAAGAAGGUGGCCUGAACUGACUUGUGAACAGUACCUGUUGAAUACUCAGCCCACUCGUGUUGAGUUUCUUCUUCCUGAUCUGGUGGGGUUACUGCUGGGAGGUCCUCUUGCUCUUCUGACAGGUCCCCUCCCUCAAGAGAAGCCCCAGGCACACUUCCCAAGUCCCCUCAGCUCCACACGUGACUGAGAGCUUUUUCCGAAGGCUGAGGAAGGAAUGGGUAGGUUAGAAGGGGGUGCCUUCACUCAGGGCCCCCUGUGCUUGGAGCAGUUUAUUAUUAAGUUCCAAAGUCACAGUGGGUAACCAUAUAUUGUCCCACCUCUGUGAGCCAUGGGGUUGAAAUAGCCAUUAAAAAAAGAGACUUAUUUCUGCCAUGGUUUUUCUUUGUUCCAAGGUCUUUCAGAAACAUAGUUAAAGCCCAGUGUAGUGGUGCAUAUCUUUAGUCCAAGUAUUUGGGAGGCAGAGGCAGGUGACUCUAGGUUCUAGGUCAGCAUGAUCUACAGAGUGAAUUUCAGGGCAGCCAAAGCUACACAGAGAAAGCCUGUCUUGAAAAAACAAGAAAAAAGAAAAGCGCAGGUGAGGCUGUGGGUUCUCCAAGCUCAGGAAAUAACUGCAGCUCAGUUAGAGGCAGCACGGAGAGGAGAGGAGGCCAGGGGCUCUCUGCUGCUACUCCUGUCCCCAGGUCACAGAGAGGAGUCACUGUCUGGGCAAGGUACAGUCUGCCAGGCAUGUUCACUGGGAUCCAGGAGGUCUCAGGACCAAGGGGCUUGUCACAUCCUAAGUCAUUUAGAAAGAACAAAAGUCCCUUUGUCACCCACAGUGAACUGGGGAAGGAACACACUCUCUGCACUUGGCCUCCCUUUACAUGAGAUACUGUGGCGUACUGGUACCAUCCAAGCCGAGGCCCAGUGUCUACCCCCACCCCAAGUUCUAAAGCACGGGCUGUAAUGGGAACUUGAGGGGCCUUUUCUCUCUGGGCACUUGAAGGGUCUGUUCUCUCUUCCCCGAGAGUUUGGGUCAUCUCUUGGAAGGUUUUCUGAAAUUGAGGAAAGGGGGUGGGGCCCGUCUCCUCCCUCCCUUCCCCCACCCAGCUUCCUUCAUUGAACUUGCUAUAAAAUGAGUCAUAUGAAGAAACCCUAUACUGUGAGGUAUGCGCCACUUCUGUGAAAACAUUACAAAUCAAGCCGCCUUCUCAGUUUAUUUAAGAUGCUUUUGUUGCAAGCGGGGCUCUGGAGUGAGGCGUCCUCUGUGAGCAUGAGAUAAUAGCACCUUGUAACUCAUUACAUCUGGGCACUAUUUACAUAAACCAGAGGCGAGCCAGGCAGGGAUUUGCUGAUUAAUUUAUUUUUAAUGGACUGAAGUAUGCCAUGCACCAAAAUAAACUUUACUGUGUGUACCUAA